This is a messenger RNA of Tilletiaria anomala UBC 951, 894 nucleotides long. Its product is annotated as putative RKI1-D-ribose-5-phosphate ketol-isomerase. Gene Ontology annotation, molecular function: ribose-5-phosphate isomerase activity. Bases 1 to 894 code for a protein of 297 amino acids. The record is from RefSeq and is a predicted model, not a curated record. Gene Ontology annotation, biological process: D-ribose metabolic process; pentose-phosphate shunt, non-oxidative branch. NCBI's taxonomy places the organism in Eukaryota, Fungi, Basidiomycota, Exobasidiomycetes, Georgefischeriales, Tilletiariaceae. Gene Ontology annotation, cellular component: intracellular membrane-bounded organelle. The transcript has 3 exons.
AUGACGACGUCAUCUAUAGUACCAUCAUCAUCGGCAGCGGCAGGAGUGGCAGCGACAGAGGCUUCCGGCUCUGGGGCUGGGAGACGCCAAAAAUUACCGAAAUUGGAGUCGAUUGAAGCUGCUAAGCGCGCAGCGGCGUAUGCUGCGGUAGACCGUCAUGUCAAACCAUCUCACAAGAUCAUUGGCAUCGGGAGUGGCUCAACAGUGCCCUAUGUUGUCGAGCGCAUCAUCCAACAAGGCCCGGAGGUGAAUGCCAAACGCUGGUUCGUACCAACCGGCUUUCAAAGCAAGGAGUUGAUCGUCCAGGCUGGCCUUAACCUUGGCGACGUCGACUGCUUCCCGACGAUCGAUGUGACCAUCGACGGCGCGGACGAGGUGGACAAUUGCUUGAACGCAAUCAAAGGCGGUGGUGCUUGCCAUCUGCGGGAAAAAGUGCUAGCGGAAGCAGCGACGGAGUUUGUAAUUGUUGCCGACUACCGCAAGAACUCCAAUAUCCUCGGUUCAGCGUGGACGCAAGGCGUGCCCAUCGCCGUCAUACCCUUUUCCUAUGCCAAAGUCAUGCGCGAUCUCAAGAAGCUCGGUAGCACCAACGCGCAGCUGCGCAUGGGAAAGAUGAAAGCCGGCCCAGUCGUCACCGACGACUCAUGUUUCAUCAUCGAUGCAGUCUUCAGCCCGGCGGUGAUGAAGGAUCCGCAGGAGCUGUUUAUUCGCAUCAAGAUGCUCGUCGGCGUCGCCGAGGUCGGUAUUUUUGCGGGCAUGGCAAAGGCUGCGUACUUUGGCAAUGCUGACGGCACCAUCACCACCAAGAUGUCCGAUGGCAAGGUCGAGGAGGGCGUCCGCUUUGAUGUCGAGCAGCUUCCGCCCCUUGCCGAUGCAGUCACGGAGACUUCAUGA